AUGGAGCGUCAGUCAACCAUCCAACAAGGAGUGUUGAAAAAAAAAGAGAGGCGUACACAGUGGCAGCUGUUCGUCGUCAACUGGUAAGGCAGAAGACUGGAAGGCGGAAGCUGUACGGUAUCGCUGGGGGGGUCCUUGGCAGGAGGUGGCAGAGGUACACAGCGAUACUGGUACGGCAACGGCAAGCAGUGGGAACUGAAAGGUGCGGCAGGAGCGGGCUUGGUAAACUCUUGCGCAAGUGCGGCUUACAGACCAAGGCUCGAGGCAGGCGUGCGGGGCGCGGCUUACUGCAGGAAGGGCAGGCGUGCGGGGCACGGCUUAUUGCAAGAGGGGCAGGCGUGCGGGGCACGGCUUACUGCAAGGAGGGUAGAGGUCGCGCGCGCUUGAGUCCUCGGCGUCAAACUCUUGCAGCAAAAGCAGAAAAGACCAUCGUUUCAUCUCGCUAUUCAGACUAUGGAAUAAGUGGUACCUAG
This is a messenger RNA of Microbotryum saponariae, 473 nucleotides long. The record is from the annotation of a GenBank genome assembly. NCBI's taxonomy places the organism in Eukaryota, Fungi, Basidiomycota, Microbotryomycetes, Microbotryales, Microbotryaceae.